UUUUCAGUCUCCGACCGCUGCUGGUGGCGGUAAGUCGCGUUUACUCCACUCUCGGCAAAACCGUACAACAAUUCUGUUUUUUUUUUUUACUUUACUUAUCCGUUGUCCCGCUGUAACAGUUUUCGGCGUGUGCUGCACCGGAUACAAACCGACCUGAUCGUUCAAACAAUAUCCAACAACUACCGUCCACAAGGUGCCAGCUGAUAAAUUUCCAGAAUGUCUACAUUAAAAAAAUGGGCACAGAACACACAAAUUAAACUGAACGGGACCAAGAACAGCAACAAUAACAACAACACAAACGGGGAGAGAAAAUGGAUCCAUCCACCUGACGCACUCCAGAAGGGUCAUAUAGCGUAUUUAGUGAAAUUUCUGGGCAACACGGUGGUGGACCAUCCAAAAGGUAUAGAAGUGGUGAAGGAAGGCAUCAGAAAGUUGAGGUUCACGCAACAACUAAGGAAGAGCGAAACAGGCGCGAAAACUAGGAAAGUCGAGCUGACUAUAAGCAUAGAUGGAGUCGCAAUUCAAGAGCCCCGAACGCACACCAUUUUACACCAGUUUCCGUUACACAGGAUAUCAUAUUGUGCGGACGACAAGGGCGAAAAAAAAUUCUUUUCGUUCAUCGCCAAACAGCCGAACCAAGUUGAUAAUGAAGCUGAAGAUACCCAUGAAUGCUUUGUGUUCAUUUCGGACAAACUGGCUGAGGAGAUAACGCUAACAAUCGGCCAAGCCUUCGAACUGGCCUACAAGCGCUUCCUAGAAACAUCAGGCAAAGAUUUGGAGUCUCAAAGGAGAGCCAUGCUCACCCAGCAGAAGAUUAAGCGUUUGGAACAAGAGAACAACAUCUACAAACAACGAUUAUUGGAGAUCUCGCAGUUCAGCAGUAUCAAAUAUGAACUGGAACAAUAUCUGAGGAAGCAUGACGUUAAGAAUGUGAUAGAAUUGCCGAUGUCUCAGAACCAGGUGCAAAACAAUGGAAAUGAAACUACCACUAACACCACUCAGAGUAAUGGAAACGGCGUCCAUCAGCUCUUGGACUUGAACAGCAUCACAGAAAACACCAAUGGAAGUGCGCCUCCGAUUCCUCCAAGGGCGUUUGAGAACACGCCCACCGUGGGUACUAAAUUAGAAGGUCUUCUCUUAAACGAGAUCGAGCAGGACGAUGACUUCGAUCCUCGAUCUUUCGAGACCAAUAAUCACGGUUCGGCAGUUCAAUAUUAUCCAAAUUCGAACGGCACCGCGUCCAGUCCACCAUUGAUCGCGCCGCCUCCGAAGGCUGCCAAAAGGACAAACGUAAACAUCACAAACAAUAAUAAUCAUGAGUUCGCAACGAUGGGUAGUCAGGAUUUGUUCGGAACCGGGCCUUUCGCACCUGCGCAGCCCAAUUUUACUUCUUCAUCUAAUAGUAUAACGAGUGGAAAGAUUGUGGAUCCCUUUGAAAUGGGAGAUUUUGGUAAUGCUGGUGCUACACCUCAAGACAUUGAAAAUGCCAUUGGUUUACUUGAUAAGAGGAUACUAGAAAUGAAGAAUGGUUUUAGUCGUGGAAUUAGCUUCGGCAAUGACGACUUCUCGCUGGAAAGCCUUGAUCCUUUGAAGAACUAAAUCGAAAUAAACCAAACGAUUUAUGUAAUUUUGUCAUAUUGGCAAACUUAGUUUAUACUCAACGUGAUUCUAACCUAGAUCAAUAUUUUUUACAGUUUUUUGUUUGAAAUAUAUUUUGUAAAAUCGAGUAUUAUAUUAUGUUAUAUUUAAUUCCAUCAUAUUUGUUAUAUAUCAGAUUUAUAUAUUUUUAAAUAUAAGAUUUAUUGGA
Molecule: messenger RNA, 1807 nt
Organism: Aethina tumida (small hive beetle)
Lineage: Eukaryota; Metazoa; Arthropoda; Insecta; Coleoptera; Nitidulidae
Gene: ced-6
Product: PTB domain-containing adapter protein ced-6
Exons: 8
Coding region: 217-1599 (460 amino acids)
Source: RefSeq, a predicted model, not a curated record